Messenger RNA from Trematomus bernacchii (emerald rockcod), 7742 nucleotides. RefSeq names its product carbonic anhydrase XVI b (gene ca16b). The record is from RefSeq and is a predicted model, not a curated record. Bases 569 to 4789 code for a protein of 1406 amino acids. Gene Ontology annotation, biological process: protein dephosphorylation. Gene Ontology annotation, molecular function: protein binding; protein tyrosine phosphatase activity. The transcript has 29 exons. NCBI's taxonomy places the organism in Eukaryota, Metazoa, Chordata, Actinopteri, Perciformes, Nototheniidae.
GAUGGGACCAGCAGCCAGAUAUCCAUGCAUGCCUGACCGCUAGUUCACUUCCUGGAUGGAAGAAUGGGACAUUUCCAGCUCCACUUUUCGUCGUAUUGUGCAUUGCCCUUCGUCACGCUGACGCCGCGGAUAAUCACUUAAUAAUGAUCACGUGUAAUCGAUAUUAUUCGACCACUUUUUUCUGUAGUUUAAGACAGCGAUCGAUCGCCGAUUGACCCCUCCACACUACGGGAAUGUCGCUAUCUGUAAUCCCGCUACAGGCACGGUGGAGUCCGACACAUUUUGAACUGUUUAUGCACGGGCGUAGUGUGCUUUCCGUUGUGUUCCUCGAAGCUAAAAACAGCAUCUGCUCGAACUGGAGGCGAAUAAAUUUGUCUUUUUAAAGAAAGCAGUGAUUGCAGACGAAGCGCUAACAAUUACUUUGAUGCUCUGCCUUCGUGGCUGCUGUGCCAACUUCGUUUCUGCUUUGGCUGUGUGUGUGUGAUUUUUUUCUUUUCUUGAAGAACAGAAAAAACUCAAAAACUUUGUCACCCGUUGCCUUCUUGUUGCUCUCGAUGAGUAGUCUAACAUGCGGAGAAUACGGGAACCAAGUUACUGGUGGAUUUUAUCCUUAAUGCUUUUAACCUUGCCCAAACACAAAGACUGUCAUCCUGUUGAAUCUGGUGGCCAACCUCACCUUGCUGGAGACGAGCACCAUGGGAGCACGGGCAUAAUGAGGGAGAGGAGGGCAGCAGGUGACCCCUACUGGUCCUAUUCAGGAAACCAUGGACCUCGAGGAUGGGCAGCCGCAUACCCAGAAUGUUCUGCGAAGAACCAAUCACCUGUGGACAUUACAGAUGAGCGAGCUUUGGUUUCGGAGGAGUACCAGGAGCUGGUGUUUGACAAGUUCAACACUGAGUCCUCCAACCAGACCACCAUGAAAAACACUGGAAAGACAGUUGCUGUUCUCCUGAAGGAUGACUACUUCGUAAGAGGUGCUGGACUGCCAGGGCGUUUUAAGGCUGAGAAGAUUGAGUUUCACUGGGGCCAUAGUAAUGGAUCAGCAGGCUCAGAACACAGCAUCAAUGGCAGAAGGUUUCCUGUAGAGAUGCAGAUUUACCUUUACAAUUCGGAUGACUUUGACAGCCUCAGCGCUGCCAUCAAGGAAAGACGCAUCAUUGCUGCCAUGUCCGUCUUCUUUGAGCUGGGGCAAAAAGACAAUCCAGCUGUAGAACCCAUCAUCCAGGGAUUGAAAGGAGUAGUGCAUCACGAAAAGGAAACAAACCUCAGGUCGUUCAUCCUGAGGGAUCUGCUGCCGUCGUCCGUGGACAAUUACUACCGAUACACCGGCUCUCUGACCACCCCGCCCUGCAUCAAGGUGGUGGAGUGGAUCAUCUUCUCCAGGCCUGUGUAUCUGUCCCACUCACAGCUGGAGGCCUUUUACUCCAUCUUUACAACAGAGCAACAGGACCACGUCAAGUCUGUCGAGUACCUGAGGAACAACUUCCGGCCCCUGCAGGGCCUGGAUGAUAGGAAAGUCUUUAAGUCGGCUGUAAAGGACGCAUGGCAGAGAGAUUUAACUGAUGUCCUGAGUAGUCCUCACAGCACUGAGGCUUCAAGAGUGUGCAGCAGUGCCCCGGUGAACAUGAAGAUCCAGCCGCUCAACCAGACUGCGCUGAUGGUGACCUGGGCGCGCCCUCUGACCCUCUACCACCCCCCCAUCACCAGUUACAUGGUCUCCUACAGCUGGGUGAAACGUGAAGUUGCUAACGAAAUGACCUUCACCAACACUGGGGACCAGAGUAUGAGAGCCAUCAUCACUAAUGUGUCCCCUGAGGUGCUGUACCUGUUCAGAGUGCAGGCAGUGUGUCAGCAUGACCUGCGCAGUGAUUUCAGCCAAACAUUGCUGUUCAGAGCUAAUACAACAAGAAUAUUUGAAGGGUCUCGGAUUGUGAAGACUGGCAUGCCCACGAUUUCUCCAGCGUCCUCAGCAGACAUGGCUCCCAUCAGCUCUGGUUCAUCCACUUGGACGUCCUCUGGCAUCCACUUUUCCAUUGUCUCCAUGGCAACGGGGAUGGGCCCCUCCUCUAGUGGCAGCCAGGCCACGGUGGCAUCGGUGGUGACGAGCACCUUGCUGGCAGGCUUGGGCGUAGGCGGAGGGGUCAUCUCUUCUUUGCCCAGCUCUGUUUGGCCCACACAGACGCCCCCGGCAACGCAGAAUCCCACUCGUCCUUCCACCCCGCCUGCCAAGUCGAGCACCGAGCAGGCGGCGGCCCCGGGCCCUGAUAAAGACACCCAGUCUGAGGAGAAGCAGGCUGCAAGUGAGGGCGAGGAGGAGGAGGAGGGGGAGAGAGAAGGAGAGCAAGAUGAAGAAGAAGAUGAGAAGAAGAAGAAGAACAAGCCUGCACCUGAUAAUGAGAAGAAGCAGGCGAACAGCACUGUGGCCAAAGAGCCUUUAAUCCCCACCCCCGCAUCCACAGCCAAAGAGAAAGGAGAAGGGAAGCCUACAGUCAAAGGCACUGCAGCGCCCGUGUGCACCGGUGGCGAUGAGCUGGUCAACGUAGAGACAAAUCUCACUGAUGUAAAUGCAGCCCCCACUCAGGAGCCUCGUAAUGACACUGCAGAGAUGCAGAUUCCACAGAGCUCCACACUGUCCCCAAAAAUCAGUAGUGAUGGUAGGAGUAUCUGGCCUUUCUCCGUACACACUGACACAACCAUGUUGUCCAAUGUGACCCGGGUCCCUCACCCAGGGAUGGGGAGGAUGGUGUGGAUUGUCCCCUUGGUGGUGGUGUCCGCUCUCACACUGCUCUGCCUCAUAAUGCUGCUGAUCGUGAUGAUCUACUGGAGGAGAUUUUUCCAGACAGCUCACUUCUAUGUGGAGGAGAGCAGCUCUCCACGGGUGGUGGCCAAUGAGAAUAUACCAAUCAUCCCUAUACCAGAUGACAUGGAGGCCAUCCCCGUUAAGCUGUUUAUUAAACACAUCAUGGAGCUCUACAAGAACAACCUGCAAGGUUUUUCUGAGGAGUUUGAGGAGGUCCAGCGCUCCACGGCAGACCUGAAAAUCACAUCAGAACACUCCAAUCAUCCUGACAACAAGCACAAGAACAGAUACAUCAACAUUGUGGCCUACGACCACAACAGGGUGAAAUUACGAGCUCUGGCGGGGAAAGAUGCCAAACAUUCGGAUUACAUCAAUGCCAACUACGUGGAUGGCUACAACCGGCCGAGAGCUUAUAUAGCUGCCCAGGGUCCUCUCAAGUCUACCUUCGAGGACUUUUGGAGAAUGGUGUGGGAGCAGAACACAGGAAUCAUCAUAAUGAUCACCAACUUGGUGGAGAAAGGACGAAGAAAAUGUGACCAGUAUUGGCCGACAGAGAACAGCGAGCAGUAUGGGAAUAUUGUAGUGACGCUGAAAAGCACCAAAGUACACGCCUGCUACACACUGCGGCGUUUCCUUAUAAGGAAUACUAAAGUAAAAAAGGGUCAAAAGGGGAACCCAAAGGGGAAGCUAAAUGAACGCAUCAUUGUGCAGUUUCACUACACUCAGUGGCCUGACAUGGGAGUACCGGAGUACACCCUCCCUGUCCUCACCUUCAUCAACCGCUCGUCAGCAGCUCGCACUGCAGACAUGGGCCCGGUCCUGGUGCACUGCAGUGCAGGGGUUGGGCGCACAGGAACGUACAUUGUCAUUGACAGCAUGCUACAACAGAUGAAGGACAAAAGCACAGUCAGCGUCCUGGAUUUUCUCAAACAUAUCCGCACACAACGUAACUACCUAGUUCAGACUGAGGAGCAGUAUGUUUUCAUCCACGACGCUCUGAUGGAGCUCAUUAUGAGCAGAGACACAGAGGUGCCUGCCUGGCAGCUGCACAGUUACGUCAAUAGCAUCCUCACCCCCAACUCGGCAGGCCGCACCAUGCUGGAGAAGCAGUUUAGGCUGUUGACUCAGUGCAACGCGCGCUUUGUGGAGUGCUUCAGUGCCCACAAAGAUUGCAACAAGGAGAAGAACCGCAACUCCUCAGUGGUUCCCUCGGAGCGAGCAAGGGUCGGACUCGCCACUCUGCCUGGAAUGAAAGGAACAGAUUACAUUAAUGCAUCCUACGUAAUGGGUUACUUCAGGAGUAAUGAGUUCAUCGUUACCCAGCAUCCCUUGCCCCACACCACCACAGACUUCUGGAGGAUGAUUUGGGACCACAACGCUCAAAUAAUUGUCAUGUUGCCUGACAACCAUGGCCUGGCUGAGGAUGAAUUUGUUUAUUGGCCGAGUCGGGAGGAGUCCAUGAACUGCAUCGCCUUCACUGUCACACUCAUCAGUAAGGACAGACUGUGCCUCUCCAACGAGGAGCAGAUCAUCAUCCAUGACUUCAUCCUGGAGGCCACUCAGGAUGACUACGUUCUGGAGGUGAGACACUUUCAGUGCCCUAAAUGGCCCAACCCUGAUGCUCCUCUCAGCAGCACCUUCGAGCUCAUCAAUGUCAUCAAGGAGGAGGCCAUGACUAGAGAUGGCCCUACCAUCGUGCACGAUGAGUAUGGAGCCGUGUCAGCGGGCAUGCUCUGCGCCCUCACCACACUGUCCCAACAGCUGGAGAACGAGGGCGUCGUCGACAUCUAUCAGGUGGCGAAGAUGAUCAACAUCAUGAGACCAGGCGUCUUCACAGAUAUAGAGCAGUACGAGUACCUUUACAAAGCCAUGCUCAGCCUGGUGGGUAACAGAGAGGACGGCCUGAGCCCCAUGCACAUGGACACUAAUGGGGUGGUGGUGAUCGCAGACGAGUCGGACCCCGCGGAGAGCAUGGAGUCGCUCGUCUGAGGACGUCCUCACAGGCACUUAAUUUGUAAAAACUCGAGAACUUUUCGGAGGCCUUUUUUGCCAGACUAUUGAUUAAAUGAAUAAUCUUAUUACUUUUUAUACUGAUAAAAGUCUUUUGAUAUUUAUGUUUUCGUCCUUUUUUUCUUGUCUUAAAUGUUAUCCUGCUGAGCGUUUGCACCUGUUUAAGUUGACGUGAGGGAAAAGCAGCUCUGUCCAGUUUGCACUAUACUAUCAGUGUUACUGCCUAAAUCAAGUGAAUGAAGACGUUUAACAGUUAAAUCCUGGCAUCAUCACAUGACCAGGAUCUUUGGAUCACAUAAGACAAACCUGAAGCGUGAAGGCCAGGAUGAAUUAAUGCGAUCUGCUUCUAAAAAUGUCUCCAAACAAAACAUUACAACACAAAGUAGCCCAGCACGCAUUAUGUCACUUUGUCACCUCGAACCGUUUUGAGGCUCCGCUCCAUCUGGUUGAAACUCUUUAUCACAUAUUAAGAGACUAUUACCUGCUUAAUAUUCAUAUAUUGUCCAAGUAUCUCACUGCUGUCUUGUAUAAUGUACUUACGGCUUAUUUUGUUAAAUUGUGUUACAACAUCUAAUGUGAACAUGUAUUGCUUUUUACAGGGAUUUAUAUUGUUAUAUUGUUUUGUAAUAUAUAUAUAUAUAUAUAUAUUAUAUCCUUAAUAGCCAACCAAUGUUUUUCUUUUUUUUAGUGCUUUUGCCUAUUUGUUGACUGGCCUUGAUGUAGAUUCAUGUUUUUAUGAGACUGCCAUGAAUAAUCUACAAAGCUCAAUUUUUUUCAUCAUUUUUCACAGCUUCUUUACCCACAACUGUCAAAACUCAACAGUUAACACAUGUAAUGGGUAUCUGUAUUGAAACAGUACAAGGUCUACAAGAAGUAUUCACCCCACACGAACUUCCAUGUUUUAUUGUUUUACAACAUCAAAUCACAGUGGAUGAAAAUCAGUAGACAAAACUAUGUCAAGUGAAAACAAAAGUCAACACAUGUUUGAUCUUAUUUCAUUGCAAAAAGAGUAUGUGGAUAGCUUUGGACAUCUUGACACGUUUGCAGCUUAUCACGUUGCCCUGUCAAACUCCAUUUUACAAAGCGAUAGCAACAUUUCUAAUCCUGCCACUGAUCCUGGACUGAAUUGAGGUUCUGACCUGGCCACUGACAGACUUUAACAGGUUCUUAAGAGACGACAUUGCUGUUUAGCUGUGGCUUCAUAUUUGCUGUCCUUGGUUUGAUGAAAAAAUUAAUUCUGCAGUUUCCCACGUAAAGAACCAGAGUUUCCUCCAGGACUUCUUUAUAUUUUACUGCAUCAAUAUUACCGUCUACUUCUUCUUAAGCCUUGAAGGGGCCUGUUGCAGAGAAGUAUCCUUAACAGGCCUCCUGAUGAGGACGGUAUGUUUUAGCCGAUGUGUUUGGCUCACAAAAAGGCUCGCUAAUGAUCUUGCCCUUCAUUUCACCACAAUUAAUUUUUAAGAGCUGGGCCAUACUGCUUUUUAAUUUUCUAUAAUUGUAUGUGGAAUCUCCAGUGCCUUGGAAUUGUUAUUCCUUCCCCCUAAUUGAUUACAUCUGUAAACCUAUUUUCUUUAAGUAUAUGUUUGUUUUCAUGGUGCAGUUUUUGCCUGGAAAUGUACUUAAUAGCUAUGGUUUCCAGAAAUAUUUAACCUAAGAAAAUGUGUCACAGCGUGAUUACACUCAGCAGUCUCUAUUCGACUUGAAACAAACUGGCUGCACCGGUGAGAUAUUCAAUCUCAUAGUGAGGGUGAAUAUGAGUUUUAUUUUACAUUUACCUAAUUUACAACUGUGAAUCAAUUGAGACUUUUUCUUUUACAAGUGUAAAAAUUAUCCUUAUUACAUCCACUGUGAUACAAACUUGUAAAUAAAUAAAACGUGAAAAGAUCCAAAGGAGGUGAAUAUGUGUUAAAAGUCACUGUAUAUUCUUGUAAGGGAGGGUGGGGGGCUUAUUUGUAACCAAAGAUGUGGUUCCAGUUUGCAACAUGUAGGUGGUUUUGUCCUGAGAUCUAUUUAGUCCAUUUAAUAUCAAGAUUGUUGAACCUUGAAGUGCAGAUUAUCGUUGUCAGAGGUUAAGCAUGUUUCUGUUCCAGCCUUGGGAACUUAUCUUACAGUAAACCUCAGAGUACAAUAUUUUUAAAUUGAGACUGUAAAACGUAUUUUAUUUGGGUCGAUAUUGUGUCAAGGCACUAUUUUGUGACCUAAUUAUAAGCCCUUUUAAACCCUGAACCUCCCUCUCUCUUGAUUGAUUUAUGUGUAUCGUUUUACUAUUUAAUAACACCCUCUUCUCUGACAAAGGGGAGAUUGCUAAAAUCAGUUCAAACUCUCCAACAUUUGGAGAAAAGUCCAGAUUGCUGAUCACUUAACUGCAACAAAACAUAUCCUAGAUGUUUCUUAUGAAUACCAAUCGCCUCUCUGUUUGAUAUUUCUACGCUUGAUGUGUACUGUGGCAAAACACAUUAACUAAAAAAAAAAGGAAAAAAAAUGUCUUAUAUAAUCUUUGUGAUCAUAGAGGUUUAUAUUUUCAUACAAAUAUUUGGUUUGUAUAGUGGCCAUGAAACAGUUUUGUGGGAAAUGUAUUAUCCAAAUCUCCACAGAAAACCCCCCGCAGUCAUACCGGCCCCUUCGAGGUCCACGCUGAUAUUUGAAGCAGAUAUUUCCUGACAUUUGCUGAACGGUCCAGGGAUCCAGUGUGUGAGUUCAGUAUAGUUCUCCUAGGUUGGUAGUGACGUCUAUUUUGUAACGUUAAAUUCGAAUAAAAUGGUUUUGUCCAUCAUAUCACAUGUUUAUAUGAUGUGUCAUAGCCAUAUAUUUCUAUGAUGCUGUCAUAUACCAUAUUAUAGUGUAAUAGUGUCAUUUAAUAGGUACAUUGUAUUGCUAUUUAUGAAAUAAAGUUUGGGUUUGGGUGCACAGCAUCCUUGUACAUGGAACUACA